This is a messenger RNA of Pyrenophora tritici-repentis Pt-1C-BFP, 1390 nucleotides long. Its product is annotated as SANT domain containing protein. The record is from RefSeq and is a predicted model, not a curated record. NCBI's taxonomy places the organism in Eukaryota, Fungi, Ascomycota, Dothideomycetes, Pleosporales, Pleosporaceae.
AUGUCUAUCAUACUCGAGUCUUCUAUCCCUCCUCCACAUCUUUUACAGAACAAGACCGUCGCCUACCCGAGUGCCUACCACUCUCACCACUACCCCGCCCCGGCAUCCUCGCCUGCCCCGAUGUCUCCCCAGUCACUUCACUCUUACAUGUCCCACCUAUCGGAAAGUCCUCUUCCCUCCCAAGAGCUCACCAGCCUACCCACGUCUGGGUGGUUUGGCCCCUCCCUUUCGGCCCCAGAGUGCCAUAAUGAGACCAGCUACGCCCCAUAUGGCCACUUUGUGCCUUCACAAACAGCGGCACUCAACCUGUCGCCGCCUGUAUCUGCUUUCUCCUACUCUGCAAAGGCUCCAGUAUCUACCACACACAUUGACCCAUCAGCCGCCAUAUCCCCAGCCACCGUCUACUCCCGCGACUCAGCAGUACCCGAGUCUACCCGCCCAUCAGAGGAGCCCCAGUCUACCGACGCAAGAAGUGCCGGGCAGCACGGGACCUCUCACUUGACAAGACAGCCCCAUCUGAUGGAUCGACCUCACAGCAGCUCAGGUUCGAUGCAUUCAGGAGCAGUCGACGUCUCUUGGACCAUGAACCCAUUAGGCAUCCACUCCAACCAAGAAUCUUACUAUCAAGCAUUCCCAAUCAUGACCCACAGCCCCCGUUUGAGCGAGCCAUCCAUAGAGGUGUCCUCUAACCAGAUGGCCUCACCGCAACCUCGACGCAUGUAUACACCCAUCGCGCCAAUGCUCCUUGGCACACCCCGGUCGCAUGGAAGCAAACGGUUCCGAGAAGAGGAAGAAGAGCCAGUCAUUGAAGAGUCCAAGAGAAGAAAGCGUUCCGACUCGCAAAUGUCAACGCAGUUUGAGCUCAGUGAAGAAGACAAGCUACUAUUACAACUCAAAGAGGAAGAGUCCAUGCCGUGGAAGGACAUCGCAGCACGCUUCCAGACAGACCUCAACAAGACUUAUCAGAUACCCGCACUACAGAUGCGACUCAAGCGCCUACGAGAACGGAUGCGGGUUUGGAGCGAGCAAGAUGUCAAGGCACUGCGCGCCGCACACGAGUACUGGGCACAGAACAAGUUUGAGAUCAUUGCUGCAAAGAUGGCCGAGUUCGGUGCUCUAGAGAAAUGGACCGCCCGACAAUGCUCGCGCAAGUGGCAAGAAUUGGACCCUGCGGCCAUACCCUAUGCCCACUUUGAACCACAUAUCCAGCACGGCUUUGCUCCUUACGCUAUGAGUCCCGUCGAACCCCCACCUAGCAACUCUUUAUUCUACCACCUGCAUGCCCACUGAGACUCGCAUACCAGACUCCGGGCUAUGACUUGGCACGAACUUUCCUCUUUUACGUUUUCUUCUUUCUUUAAUCUUCAACUAGGGAUAGUCACACAGUGAC